Molecule: messenger RNA, 934 nt
Organism: Ostrea edulis (European flat oyster)
Lineage: Eukaryota; Metazoa; Mollusca; Bivalvia; Ostreida; Ostreidae
Exons: 2
Coding region: 38-748 (236 amino acids)
Biological process (GO): rDNA heterochromatin formation
Cellular component (GO): heterochromatin
Molecular function (GO): DNA binding
Source: RefSeq, a predicted model, not a curated record
GUAUACUACAUGUUAAUGAUUGUCAAAACAAAAUCUGAUGGCAGAAUUAUGGUUGGCUUCCUUUCACUCCAGAUUAUUGUCAAAACAAGAAACAAAGUCGGGAAAACCUCGGGCAGGGGUCAUCGCGGUAGGAGAACCUCCAGUAGAAGAGGGUACACCUUCAGCAACUACACGGCCAUCUACACCUUCGACGGCCAGUUUGUCAACACCUGUCAGGUUUCGGCCAUGUCGCCCGUCAGAAGGAGUUGGAUUACAAUCUGUGAUAAUGAAAAAGUUGAUUGCCCAGCGCCAGCAACAGGAUGCCAUUCUAAAGAAACUUGACGUCGCCAAUCAGCGCAUCAUAACACCGGAGACUCUGAUCCGUAAGGGGAACUGCAACACAGACACCAUCAUAGACAUCGCGAGGAGCUACUCCACCAAGCUGCCUGUGUCGGAGCCAAGGGAGGAAACAUCUGCAGAUCCCACAGGAAUCCCAGACGAGUAUGCCAUAAGUGAAUCAGAGUUGCGCAAUAUGGAAUCAAGGAAUGGUGGGAACUUUGCGGUACAUCUUACCAGGAGACUAUGGCCCGAGCUUUUUGGAGAAGGAAACAUCCGAUUCAAUUACAAUUGGUAUGGUGGUGGGCAAUUGAAUAAAGAGGAGAUGGACCCGAUAAGGAAAGAAGUUUGCAAGAAGUAUGUGUGCUAUUUUAACCCAGAGUUCAAGGUCGAGGAAUCCUGGAGAGAACGAAUCGUCCCGACGCAACGAUAAAAGGAAGCGAGGUGCCAAUGUGACCAGGACCGCCUUACCCCCAAUGGAGCCCGUAUGCCUAGAUGAUGUAUUUUCAUUCCACGAAUGAUAUAUUAUGUGAUUUCUUGAGUGUGGUUCUCUUGAUCUAUUUGUUACUUUCAAAUGACCAUGAUCAGAUGUAUUUAUGAAUAAAUUGUUUUUCCAAUA